CAGUAUGACAGUAUCGUUGAAAUUUCGAUAAGAAACACAAACAUUACGUGAUACGAAUUUUAUUUUAGCUUUGUCAUUGUUGGCUGUACUAUAUCUAUGGCAUUAAAUAAUGAUAUUUAUAUUCGUUUGAAUCAGUUGUCAUUCUAAAUUCAGCCGCUAUACCCGCAAUUUAGCUUAUCAAAAUGUCUGGUCUACCGAAAACAAUGCGCGCUGUGGGACUCUACAAGUACUUGCCGAUCGAACACGAAGAGAGUCUCCUCGACUUGGAAGUGAGUUUACCAACUGUGACUGACACAGAUUUGUUGAUUCAAGUCAAGGCUGCCGCAGUCAAUCCUAUAGACACCAAACAACGCGCUCCAAAACCGAAAGUAGAAAAUCCCCCGCGCAUUUUGGGAUGGGACGGCGCUGGAGUCGUCGUCGCUAAGGGUAAGGAAGCCAACUUAUUCAACAUCGGCGACGAAGUACUUUUCACCGCAGACAUAUCAAGAAAUGGUGCCAAUGCAGAGUACAUCGCCGUUGACCAAUUCCUAGUGGCGAAAAAACCUAAGAACUGGACAUUUGAACAAGCUGCCGCUAUGCCGCUGGUGACGCUAACUGCCACCGAGUCCAUAUUCGAUCGCCUACUGAUUACUGAAAAGGACAAAGGAAAGUCAUUCUUGGUCAUCAACAGUGCUGGAGGAGUGGGAUCAGUAGCUACACAGAUAGUUAAGAACCUCGGUCUGAAAGUAAUAGGCACAGCAUCGCGUCCAGAAACUCAGGCGUUCACGCGCCAGUUUGGAGCAGACAUAGUCCUCAACCACACCCAGGAUCUGAUACCACAACUGGAGGCAAAUGGGUUUGGAGCAGGAGUGGACUUUAUUCUGGUUAACUUCGACCCCGCACCGUACUGGGAUACAUUGAUGAAGGCAAUCAAACCUCAGGGUAAGAUUUGUUUGAUUGUUGACUGCAGUGCUCUCGUAGAUUUGAGGCCAUUGAAGGACAAAAGUGUAACUUUGGUGUCAGAAAUGAUGGCUACGAGGAUCAAGUAUAAAACUGAUGACAGGUCCAGGCAUUACGAGUUGUUGAAGGAAGCAGCGCAGUGGAUGGAAGAGGGCAAGCUGAAAUGCACCCUUACAAGAACUAUGAGCCCAAUCAAUGCUGCUAAUGUUAAAGCGGCUCACAAACUUCUAGAAGAUAAAACCUUGAUUGGUAAACUAGUGUUGACUGGGUUUUAAUAACUACAUUAAGUUUUUACAGCAGUUAUGUAUACGAGUAGGUAAUGAUGGCUGAUAAGCUUAUGAUUAUUCCAACUUUGGUGAAUUGUUAAGUAGGUUUUAUGUGAAACCACUUAUUUAAAAUUCUAAGUAAGAAGACUUAGUAACUACUAAGUCUACAUUUAUUGAUGAAGUAUAUCUAUCUAUACUUCCUACUUAAUUGGUUUUUGUCGUAAUUCAAUAAAAUAUACUUUG
Spodoptera frugiperda (fall armyworm) is the source of this 1448-nucleotide messenger RNA. Its product is annotated as zinc-type alcohol dehydrogenase-like protein SERP1785. The coding region runs from base 183 to 1214 and encodes 343 amino acids. The transcript has a single exon. Gene Ontology annotation, molecular function: oxidoreductase activity; zinc ion binding. The record is from RefSeq and is a predicted model, not a curated record. NCBI's taxonomy places the organism in Eukaryota, Metazoa, Arthropoda, Insecta, Lepidoptera, Noctuidae.